AUGAGGUGUCCCCAAUGUAUACGCAAUACGGCGGGCGCGGCGGCCACGGCGCGCACCUCCGUGCUUAUCGAUAACGGAUCUCCUCAUUUCGUCCGGUCUAAACCUAGGAAGCUACUCCUCUCGACCUCCGCAGGAAAGACCGCAGAAGACAGCGCCAUGUUGGCCAGAGCUGCUCUUCGCUCGUCGAUUUGGAGACGAGCUCCUCUGCCUCGUGCUCGGCAGCUUCAUGAUCUGCAGAAACAUCCACAGAGCCGGUUCUUGAAGGUAUCGGAAGAGGUACGCGAUGCGGUUGCAACAGGAAAGCCGGUGGUCGCAUUGGAGACGACCAUCUAUACUCAUGGUUUCCCGUACCCGGACAACAUUGCUCUCGCCUCUCUGUUAGAGUCGGUUGUCCGACUCAAUGGCGGUGUCCCUGCCACCAUAGGCAUUCUCGGUGGUGUCGCCAAAGUUGGAAUGAGUGCAGAAGAAAUCAUAGAGUUGGCCUCGACAGCGGAAAGCAAAUCCGCCUUGAAAGUUUCGCGCAGAGAUCUGGGAUACAUCUGUGGCAUGGGCAUGACAGGAAAGCACAUCCACGGUGGCACAACGAUUUCUGGGACGAUGAUUUUGUCCGAACUUGCAGGGAUUAGAAUCUUCGGGACUGGUGGUCUAGGUGGUGUCCACCGUGGAGGGAGAACUCCAUGGAUAUAUCUGCUGACAUGCCUCAAUUCAGCCGAUCUCACCGAGCUGGGACGAACACCCGUCACGGUCAUCAGCUCCGGAUGCAAGAGCUUCCUCGACAUCCCGCGCACUCUCGAAUAUCUCGAGACCGAGGGCGUUUGUGUAGGCACAUUUGCCGAUGGCCGCGAUGGCGCCGUCGACUUCCCUGCCUUCUUCACUCGCGACAGCGGCGUGCGCAGCCCCCGGGUGAUUCAGAAUGAAGCCGAGGCCGCCGCUAUCGUCUACGCGCAAUCCAAGCUCCCAGUGCAUUCGGGCAUUCAUUUCGCCAACCCCGUCCCUCACGAGGCUUCCGUCGCCAAGGCCGAGAUGGACCGCAUCAUUGAAGAAGCCGUUCGUCUCGCCGACGUAGAAGGCUACAAUGGCAGCGAUAACACCCCCUUUGUGCUAGCCAAAAUCAAGGAGCUGAGCGGUGGAAAGAGCGUGAUCGCCAACCGUGCCUUGAUUGAAUCCAACGUCAAGCGCGCCACGCAGGUCGCCGUGGAACUGGCCAAGCUGGAAGACCUUGACCGGGGCUCGUCGGGACCUAUGCCCGUGUUCACGAAAUCUGAGCAGACCUCGGCCUCAACCUCUCCAAUUCUCGAGCCUGUCACUGAAUCUGUCAAACCACCACAAAAGGCCGACGUCCUCGUCGCCGGAUCUCUCGCCAUUGAUCUUUCUUGUGACUACACACCCUUCGGCUCCGAACGCGUCCAAGUCGCACCACUUCCCCACACAUCCAACCCAGCCGUCAUCAGCCAAAGCCUCGGCGGCGUAGGCCACAACGUCGCCCUCGCAGCCAGCUAUAUCGGCAGCGAGGUCCUGUUCUGCAGUGCGGUAGCUGACGACCUCAGCGGACGAGCAGCUCUGGCAACACUAGAAGCAGAAGGUCUCAAAAGCGACGGAAUCAAAGUCCUCCCACCAACAAUCGGCGCCCGAACAGCUCAAUACGUCGCCAUCAAUGACGCAAAGAAAGACCUUCUCGUCGCAAUGGCAGACAUGGGCAUCGUCGAGCUCUCAGAACAACAACUCGACUUCGACGGCUUCUGGGAUCCACUACUCGAACGCACAAAGCCGAAAUGGGUCGUCGUCGACGCAAACUGGCGUGCCGACGUCAUCACGAAAUGGUCCACGCUCGCCCGCAAACAUGGCGCACGCGUCGCCUUUGAGCCUGUCUCGACGGCGAAAUCCCGCCGGCUCUUUGGUCGCGAUGCAACGGGCGUAGGCGCGGCCAUUGGACCCGGUCAGACUAUUCCCAACCACGCCGUAAGCCUCGCCUGUCCGAAUCGUCUCGAGUUGGCUGCUAUGUACGCCACGGCACGAGAAACACUCCUCUUCGACUCCCCCGGAUGGUGGGCCAUCGUCGACUCAAUGGGUUUAUCACCGACCGGUUCUCGAGAACGUCUGGUCGCAGCAACAUCUGCUGCCCUCGUUGACGAAGGUCUGCCGCAGCAGUCUAUCCAACUUCUCCCCUUCAUCCCUUGCCUGAUUACCAAGCUAGGCGAUGCAGGCGCUCUACUCACCCAGCUUUUGCCGCCGGGUGACCCACGCCUGAUGGAUCCCGAGUCUGCGCCGUAUAUACUUGCGCGGUCAUCCCCGUCAGCCGAUGCUCCUUUUGGCGGUGUAUAUAUGCGCCUGUUCCCACCUGCUGCGACGUUGGCGCCGCAGGAUGUGGUUAGCGUUAAUGGGGCCGGGGAUACCCUACUCGGUGUUGUUGUUGCUGGACUUUCGAAGGGGGGUCUGCGGCGCGCAUUGAGGAUAUUCUUCCUGUGGCGCAGGAGGCGAGUCGGAGGACAUUGA
Messenger RNA from Penicillium argentinense, 2493 nucleotides. RefSeq names its product pseudouridine-5'-phosphate glycosidase/carbohydrate kinase family protein. Bases 1 to 2493 code for a protein of 830 amino acids. Lineage: Eukaryota; Fungi; Ascomycota; Eurotiomycetes; Eurotiales; Aspergillaceae. Gene Ontology annotation, molecular function: pseudouridylate synthase activity. The record is from RefSeq and is a predicted model, not a curated record. The transcript is spliced from 7 exons.